AUGAUGCUGCCCCCCACCCCCUGCAAACUGGAUAGUGAAGACUCUGGAUUGGGUGGUGAGAAGAAGGCUGGAAAGAAGAAGUCCAAGAGAGGAGGCAAGAAGAAAGGUGAAGAGGGAGGCCUUGAUGAUCCUGGACAGACAGCGGUAUCGACAGUGAGCGACAGUCGAGCGGGGUCAUCAAAGAGGUCAUCAGGAAGUCCUCAUUCCUCAAAGCCAACUUCGGCCAGGUCGUCGAAAUCGUCGUCUGCUCAUCGUAGAAUGCACGACCCCCUGUCGUACGACCCUAAGCAAUUUUUGGGUGACAACAACCCCCCUGAAGAUGAAUCAGAAUUGGCCAAAUUGCAAGAGGCCUUGGGAGGUGGAGGCUCAACAACACUUACCGAAUCAGAGGUAUUUUGGUUUCAUUUACCAAGGUCGCCUUCUCAUCGAGCUGCUGUCUUCACUCUGCCUGUACAAAUCAAAAGGCUUAGAGGUCUCUGCACCGUGGACUACUUGAAGAAAUACAUGCGCCUGAGGACGUCUCGCCGGCAGCUUUAUUCAAUGGUCUUCACAAAACACAGGACUUGGAGCAUACGCAUUGAACGCUUACUGGCUAGCGACUUCGGGAAAGCCCUGGGCGACGCCCUUGGAGGGGAGCUGUCAGAGACGCAGCUGGAGAAGUUGACCUCAAUGGUGCCUCUACCUGAAGAGGCACUGGACAAAGACUUCUUUGUCCUUAUUGCUGCCUUUGCUGAGAGACUCUUCUGUUACGAUCUCUUAGCAGCUAGAGAUGUAGAGAUAGAGCCACGGGACCUGGUUGAGCAAUUGGAUUUCCAGCAACUUGACGAACGGUUAGAGGAGGUGACGCUGGAUCCUCUGUUGCAUCGGAUGCUGACUACUAUCAGGGAUCUAGGUUAAAGAAUCUUAACGACACUCCCAGACCUAGAUUAAGGAACUUUGUCGCCUAUAAACCCGUAGGACCUAGGUGUAGGAACCAUGAUCAUUGUGGAUGGUGGUUAGGAUCCUGUGUUUAGGUAAAUCAACCUUAAUCAUACAGGGUUAAUAAUGCAAAACCAUAAUAUCUAAGAUCUUGGUUAAGUUGCCAAUAUGUCCGUCCAUGCCCUAGUUUAGGGAAACAUGUUGAUCAUUUUAAAGGAUUUAAAGAAUUAUAUGACGGAAUCUCGAGAACCAGUUGGUAUCAAGGUUGAGACAAGAAUUUUCUCCAGGAUCAACAUUUGUGAACAAUGAGAAAUGUCCAGGUACUGUAUGUAAAGGAGAUUAGCUAAGGUACCCUGAAACAACAUUUGGGAUCAACUAAGAAUCCUUGAGAUCCGUCCGUCAUUUAGCUUU
Macrobrachium nipponense is the source of this 1329-nucleotide messenger RNA. RefSeq lists its product as uncharacterized. The record is from RefSeq and is a predicted model, not a curated record. Lineage: Eukaryota; Metazoa; Arthropoda; Malacostraca; Decapoda; Palaemonidae. Bases 1 to 897 code for a protein of 298 amino acids. The transcript has 7 exons.